This is a messenger RNA of Scleropages formosus (Asian bonytongue), 2218 nucleotides long. RefSeq names its product fascin-like. Gene Ontology annotation, cellular component: cell projection membrane; cytoplasm; actin cytoskeleton. Bases 202 to 1680 code for a protein of 492 amino acids. The record is from RefSeq and is a predicted model, not a curated record. Gene Ontology annotation, molecular function: actin filament binding; protein-macromolecule adaptor activity. The transcript has 5 exons. Lineage: Eukaryota; Metazoa; Chordata; Actinopteri; Osteoglossiformes; Osteoglossidae. Gene Ontology annotation, biological process: actin filament bundle assembly; cell migration; establishment or maintenance of cell polarity.
CACUGACAUCACCGGCGUGUAUAAAAAGGUGCGGGCCGAGGUGCGCGAGCCUAGGCUGCAGAUCGGCGAGCGUCCGCGCGCGCGCGCUCCCGACGUCGACACCGCCGGCAUCCCGUACGGUACAGGCGCGCGCUCUCUCUCUGUCUCACCUUCAGCCUCAGCCUCACCGGCGCCGGGCGGAUCGUUCGUGCACGCGCAGCCAUGGCGAGCGACGGCACCGAGGAUCCGCCGCAGAUCAUCCAGUUCGGCUUGAUCAGCUGCGGGAACAAGUACCUGACGGCCGAGACGUUCGGCUUCACCGUGAACGCGUCCGCCACGAGCAUGAAGAAGAAGCAGAUCUGGAGCAUGGAGCAGGACGGCGACGACUCGAGCUCCGUGCUCCUCAGGAGCCACCUGGGCAGGUACGUGGCGGCCGACAAGUACGGCAACGUGACGGCGGACAGCGAGCGCCCGGGCGCCGACUGCAGGUUCGGCAUCGCGGCGCACGACGACGGCACGUGGUCCCUGCAGUCCGAGGCGCAUCGGCGCUACCUGGGCGGCACCGAGGACCGCAUCACGUGCUUCGCGCAGAGCAUCUCCAUGGCCGAGAAGUGGGUGCUGCACAUCGCCAUGCACCCGCAGGUGAACAUCUACAGCGUGGCCAGGAAGCGCUACGCGCACCUGAGCUCCGGCGCCGACGAGAUCUCCAUCGACAGGGACGUGCCGUGGGGCGUGGACUCCAUGAUCACCCUGGUGUUCCAGGAUCGGCGCUACCACCUGGAGACCUCCGAUCACAGGUUCCUCAGGAACGACGGCGGCCUGGCGGCCGGGGCGGACAGGAGCACCGGCUACACGCUGGAGUUCAGGUCCGGGAAGGUGGCCUUCAGGGACUGCUCCGGGAAGUACCUGUCCCCGAACGGGCCCAUCGGGACCAUGAGGUCGGGCAAGAACUCCAAGGUGGGCAAGGAUGAGCUCUUCGUGCUGAGCCAGAGCUACGCCCAGGUGGUGCUCAUCGCCGGGAACGACAGGAAGGUGUCCACCAAGCAAGGUAUUGACUUGUCAGCCAAUCAGGAUGAGGAAGGUGACCAAGAGACCUUUCAGAUGGAGAUCAGCAAGGACACAAAGAAGUGUGCUUUUAAGACCUGUGCUGGAAAGUACUGGACGCUAGCUGACAACGGCGGAGUGCAGUGCACAGCUACAUCCAAGUCAGAAAACUGCUAUUUUGAAAUUGAGUGGCGUGCGAGGAAAAUAGCUCUAAAAGCUGCCAACGGGAAGUUUGUGACGGCCAAGAAGAACGGACAGCUUGCUGCCACCAGUGAUUCAGCAGGGGAAACGGAGGAGUUUAUUAUGAAGCUUAUUAAUCGACCAAUCAUCGUACUCCGUGGAGAGCAUGGCUUCAUAGGCUGCAGGAAAAUGACCGGAACCCUGGACUCCAACCGCUCCUCAUAUGACAUCUUUCAGCUGGACUUCAAUAAUGGAGCUUACAGUCUCAGAGAUUCCACUGGAAAAUACUGGGUGGUUGGCAGCGACUCGUCGGUGGUGAGCAGCAGUGACACCCCAGUGGACUUCCUGCUGGAGUUCUGCGACUACAACAAAGUAGCCAUUAAGUCGUGUGAUGGCAAAUACCUGAAGGGGGACCACGCCGGGGUCCUGAAAGCCAACACGGACACCAUUGACAGCUCUACCCUCUGGGAAUUCUAAAUGCACUUUUGCAAUCGGCACUUAUUUACUUGUUUUGCAUGCACAUGGGGUUUAGGGGGUUCCAAAGAGCACAGGGCAGCUAGGGAUGAAUGAGUGGCUCUGCCUCAGACAUGUACCUAAACUGUAGUGCUCAGGUCAUUUGUGGGGGGAGAACUACUGAAACAUGCUAGUGCUUUUUUGCAUUAUAAAGGCAAGCUGUAUUUCAAAGGUCUAAACUGUUGCUAUUUAGCUGUUGACAUCUCUGCUAAUGACUACCCUCAUUCUGUAACUGCAGGAAAAACUACACUAAUGGAACAAUUGUUGCAUAAGUCUAACUUUGCAUCACUUUACCCUGUAGAAAGGGAAACAUAGUAACUGCCUUCUAUUAAUUGUGCCAUAAAAUAAUCAGGGCACAAAAGGCAACUCAACAGUGAAAGAUGUAAUAAAGUGAAGGUAAAAUAACAUUGCACUCAGUCACUGAUUUACUCCUGGGUGAAGGGUGCUUUAUUUCUACAUGGGCAAAGUGCUGCUGUUGCAGGUUCAAUUUUAAAAAAAAAAA